Messenger RNA from Phyllostomus hastatus (greater spear-nosed bat), 2882 nucleotides. It is a transcript of the gene GALNT11, whose product is annotated as polypeptide N-acetylgalactosaminyltransferase 11. Lineage: Eukaryota; Metazoa; Chordata; Mammalia; Chiroptera; Phyllostomidae. The coding region runs from base 573 to 2405 and encodes 610 amino acids. Gene Ontology annotation, cellular component: Golgi apparatus. The record is from RefSeq and is a predicted model, not a curated record. Gene Ontology annotation, molecular function: Notch binding. Gene Ontology annotation, biological process: regulation of Notch signaling pathway. The transcript has 14 exons.
CCAGCCCGCCACCGCCACCGCCACCGCCCCCCCCCCCGCCCCCGGCGCUGCGUUUCCUCCCGGCCAGCUCCGCCCGCUGCGGCCAGUGCGGCGCGGACUUGGGCUGUGGCGGGAGGGAAGAUGCCACAGCCCGAGUCCCAGAAGGCCGGGAUCCUGUGUUGCCGGCGUGGGGAUUCACCAGAGGGCCUUUCCGGGAUCUUCACCUUCACCUUGAGGACCUGGUGGGGUUCCUGGAGGUAAAGCCCACAGAAGAGUGCCCGCCCCUGAAGACCACACCCGGGGGUCCGACUCCCACGCCCGUUCCAGUUCGCGCCGAGCCUCUCGCCCCAGCGCCCGGCUCCAGAGGCCUUCGCUCCAGAUUUUAGGGUUCCUGGGUUAAAGCAGUCUUGAGAUUUUGCGUCUGGAGGGGACCUUGCGUGUGCCGUCAGGUGCUGCCGUGCUGGCGUCUUCCUCGUUAGAAGCUGGAAUCUGAAGAAGACCCCCGAGCCCACGGCAGUCCGGGCCGAGGCAGGGAGCGGCGCCCGUUAACGUGGGCGGGACACCGACGAUGGCCCCUCGGCGGUGCUAGGGCUAUGAUGGGAAGUGCCACGGUCCGCUACUUCUGCUACGGAUGCCUGUUCACCUCCGCGGCCUGGACGGCCCUGCUCUUCGUGUACUUCAACUUCAGUGACGUGACCCAGCCGCUUCGGCAUGUGCCCGUCAAGGGGUCGGGGCCCCACGGGCCGUUCCCCAAGAAGCUCCAGCCCCGCCUCACGCGGGGCCCCGGCCGGGCGCCGGAGGAGCAGCAGCCCCAAGCCCGCGGGGGCGGGGGCGGGGCGGACGCCCGCGCCGAAGGGGCGGAGGGAGGCGCCCCGAAGUCCUCGUCCGAGCUGGGCAUGAUCUUCAACGAGCACGACCAGGAGCUGCGAGACGCCGGCUACCAGAAACACGCCUUCAACAUGCUCAUCAGCAACCGCCUGGGCCCCCGCAGGGACGUGCCGGACACGCGGAGCGCAGCGUGCAAGGACAAGGCGUACCCCGAGGACCUGCCGGUGGCCAGCGUCGUCAUCUGCUUCUACAACGAAGCCUUGUCCGCUCUGCUCCGGACGGUGCACAGCGUCCUGGACCGCACGCCGGCCCGGCUCCUCCACGAGGUCAUCCUCGUGGACGACGACAGCGACUUCGAUGAUCUGAAAGGACAGCUAGAUGAAUUUGUCCAGACACAGCUCCCGGGGAAAAUCAAAGUGAUAAGAAACACACAGCGUGAGGGGUUAAUUCGAGGAAGGAUGAUUGGAGCAGCCCACGCAACAGGGGACGUGCUGGUGUUCCUGGACAGCCACUGCGAAGUGAACGUCAUGUGGCUGCAGCCCCUGCUGGCCGCCGUCCGGGAGGACCGGCGCACGGUCGUGUGCCCGGUGAUCGACAUCAUCAGCGCGGACACGCUGGCCUACAGCUCGUCCCCCGUGGUGCGGGGGGGCUUCAACUGGGGGCUGCACUUCAAGUGGGACCUCGUCCCCCCCUCUGAGCUCGGGGGGCCCGGAGGAGCUACUGCACCCAUAAAGUCGCCCACGAUGGCCGGAGGGCUGUUCGCCAUGAACAGGGAGUACUUCGACGAGCUCGGGCGGUACGACAGCGGCAUGGACAUCUGGGGCGGGGAGAACCUGGAGAUAUCGUUUCGGAUCUGGAUGUGUGGCGGUAAACUCUUCAUCAUCCCUUGCUCUAGAGUCGGGCACAUUUUCCGGAAGCGGCGGCCCUACGGCUCCCCGGAAGGCCGGGACACCAUGACGCACAACUCGCUGCGGCUGGCGCACGUCUGGCUGGACGAGUACAAGGAGCAGUACUUCUCCCUGAGGCCCGACCUGAGGACCAGGAGCUACGGGAACGUCAGCGAGCGCGUGGAGCUGAGGCGGCGGCUGGGCUGCAAGUCCUUCAAGUGGUACCUGGACAACGUCUACCCGGAGAUGCAGGUCUCGGGGCCCAACGCCAGGGCCCAGCAGCCCCUCUUCGUCAACAGAGGGCCGAAGCGGCCCCGAGUGCUGCGGCGCGGCCGGCUCUACCACCCCCAGACCGGCAAGUGCCUGGUGGCCCAGGGCCGCCCGAGUCAGAAGGGAGGCCUCGUGGUGCUGAAGGCGUGUGACUACAGCGACCCCAACCAGGUCUGGGUUUAUAACGAAGAGCACGAGCUGGUUUUAAGCAACCUCCUUUGCCUGGACAUGUCCGAGACCCGGUCGUCGGACCCACCUCGACUCAUGAAGUGCCACGGGUCCGGGGGCUCCCAGCAGUGGACCUUCGGGAAGAGCAGUCGGCUGUACCAGGUGUCAGUUGGGCAGUGCCUGAAAGCGGUGGACCCGCUGAGUCACAAAGGCUUUGUUGCCAUGGCAAUAUGUGACGGCUCCUCCUCUCAGCAGUGGCACCUGGAAGGUUAAGGUGGACCCCGUUCUGGGAUGCGGGUGUGAGCUGCCGCCCCCCGGGGGGCAGCACCAGGUGACCGGCGGGAGGGGAGGACUCAGGUGCCACCAGGACACCGAGGUCCCUUCUAGGCUGCUGUUAAGGACUUCCGUGCUCACGGUAGGAAACCAGGUGCAGGUGUAACAUCAAAGCCAGGUCCGUAUGGAAGGGCCAGACCGAGGAGACAGCUAGGUCUGUUCCAGCUAAUUUGUGCUCGUGCUAGUCCCUCUGACAGUGGAACGGUGUCCAUCCGUCCGAUCGGCUCGUCCCACUCUCCUUCCCGGGAGACUGCACAGCAGACGGUUAAUUUUAAACACACACUGACUGAGUCCACAUUAACUCUAGCUUCAGAGGCAUCACUUAGAAGAUCACAUUUGAAAGGCAGUUGAGUAUUAUAAAUUAUUUUGAUUAAUUGUGGUACUAUGUACAUUUAAAAUAAAGGAUCUUUUUAAUCA